GUCUCCCACCGGCGUCGCCUCACCCGCACAAAAAUUGUGUUCUCAUCACUUCCAACUGUCUCUAGAUUCAAACCGCUUGUCGACGUUCUCUCUCGUCCGACUUUCUUUUUCCACAAAAGUCAUCGGGAACGUCGUAGCGGAUCUGCCAGGCGUCCCCGCUUUCCGCAGGUGUAACUCCCCCGCUUUGCUCCUUCCUGCCUUGCUCGAAGGCGCCUCGACGAACCGGCGACAGCCUGCUGCGGGCUUCCAACCCCAAAGUCGCCUUUACAGCAUCGUCGACAUCAUCAGGUAAGAGCGAGAGUUGGGCUGAGUGCGAGCCAGCAUCUGAACAGCUUGUGAGGAAAUGGCAGACUGGAGUCUGCUGGGAAACUUCCUGGAGGAAGUGCAGGAACACUCCACCUCCAUUGGCAAGGUGUGGUUGACCAUCCUGUUCAUCUUCCGCAUCCUGGUACUCGGGACGGCGGCCGAGUCGUCGUGGGGCGACGAGCAGGAAGACUUCAACUGCGACACGGAACAGCCAGGCUGCGAGAACGUUUGCUACGACAGAGCCUUCCCCAUCGCGCACAUACGAUACUGGGUGCUCCAGAUCGUGUUCGUGUCCACGCCGAGCCUGGUGUACAUGGGCCACGCCAUGCACACGGUACGCAGGGAGGAGAAGCGGCGCAACCGAGAGGAGGACCAAAGGGCCGAGGACGACAACGACGACCCGGGAGGGGGCGACGAGGAAUCGGCAAAGGCCAAGAAGGCGGGGCCGUCGGCCGGGAGGGUACGCCUGAAGGGGGCGCUGCUGCAGACCUACGUGCUCAGCAUCCUCAUCCGGAGCAUCAUGGAGGUGGUGUUCCUGUGCCUGCAGUACUUCCUGUAUGGAAUAUUUCUCCAUCCUCUUUAUGUUUGCAAGGCGUGGCCAUGUCCACACCCGGUCAACUGUUACGUGUCGCGGCCCACGGAGAAGAACGUCUUCAUCGUGUUCAUGUUGGCCGUGUCGGGCGUGUCGCUGUUGCUCAGCGUGCUGGAGCUGCACCACCUGGCCUGGAGACACUGCUGCAGACGCCUUUUGGCGUCAAGGAAGGCCGCCGGCGCUACGGAUUCGCCUCAGUCCAAACAAGUACCCCCGCCCCCGCCGCCGCCUACACCGCCUCCCGACUUCAGCCAGUGCGUGAUCGGCUCGUCGCACUUUCUGGCGCUGCCCUUCCCCAACCACCGCUUGGCCCACCAGCAGAACUCGGUCAACAUGGCGGCCGAGCAGCACAAGAUGGCGGCCGGCACGCACGGCGACGAGGGCCCGCCGGAGAUGACCUGCUACUCGGCCGGCUGGCGGGACGCCGCCGGCUGCCUGCAGAUCCGCAACGGCGGCUCCGAGCGCCUGCUGUUAUGCGCCGACAAACGGCGACUCAGCAAAACCAGCGGCGCGAGCGGCCGCACGCGAGCAGACGACCUCGCCAUCUGACAACGCGAGCCAUUCAGCUCCUCGCACGAAACCCACGAUGGCCGAACCAACACUCGAGCCAUUCAUCGGGAGGCCUCGGAGGAGAAUUUCGCUCUUUAGACCUGAGCCGAAACUUAAGCGAGAAUGCGGAGAAUCAGGCUACAAGGAGUCAAGACUUUUUUUCCUUUUUAAAAGACGAACAAGACGGGCUGCAUGUAGGUCACCAACAGACACAAAACAAACACGAAUCUAUUUCAAAAGGUCAACGAGAAGGCCGCGCACUUGGUACCAUGUCGCAAUAAUAGAACCAAAACACAAUAUGACAGCACACAAACAUACACCAUCCAGCACACUUCACAAUCAAUAUUUAUCUAACAAUAUGACAAAAAUGUUAAUGAAUGCAUCCUACUCACCAGACAUGCUGAUUAUUAAAAGUAUGAAUGUUUGCAGAUCACUAGGGAUGUGUUUUGCUAGUCGAAGUUGAAGUUUGGCUCUGACCGACCCGAAAAAAAAAAAGGACGGACGGACGGAAGAAUGAUCAUGUCAAAUUUAUUUUUUUUCUGGGGAAAAACAUUUUUGGGACUUUUCCACGAAAAUCAACUGUGCCUCAGCUGAUCGCAGACAAUGAUUGUGCUCCACUUGUAUUUGCGGUCAAUGCCUUUAAGAUGCGAUAAAUGAUCAGUUGAUUACAAAGCCCAUCCGAACCAGCACAACACAAACAUGGCACACACGAGUGAGUGUCUACAAACACUUAACAAAAAGUGUCUCGCUCUUCUUUUUUUUUU
This is a messenger RNA of Phycodurus eques (leafy seadragon), 2211 nucleotides long. Its product is annotated as gap junction alpha-5 protein-like. Gene Ontology annotation, cellular component: connexin complex. The transcript is spliced from 7 exons. The record is from RefSeq and is a predicted model, not a curated record. Bases 344 to 1447 code for a protein of 367 amino acids. NCBI's taxonomy places the organism in Eukaryota, Metazoa, Chordata, Actinopteri, Syngnathiformes, Syngnathidae. Gene Ontology annotation, biological process: cell communication.